Molecule: messenger RNA, 2367 nt
Organism: Cryptomeria japonica (Japanese cedar)
Lineage: Eukaryota; Viridiplantae; Streptophyta; Pinopsida; Cupressales; Cupressaceae
Exons: 2
Coding region: 703-2352 (549 amino acids)
Source: RefSeq, a predicted model, not a curated record
GAUAUUAUAGGGGAACGAAAUCUUAGAACUGCUGCACAUAAUUUGUUGGAUUACGUUAAAUGUCUCUUGAUUAGGAAAUCAAAGCAACAUAAACAAAAAUGGAAGCAGACAAGGGUGAAUGGGAUUGGUUAAAUAUUUGUAGCAAUGAUUGCAUCUGAUUCGAGCGAAGAAGAAAAAUCAAAGGGAUUGGGUCUUUCACUUGUUGGAAAAAGGAUAAGGUAAGGUGUUUAAUCAUGGGGUCCGCGGACAAAAGUUGAUGUCACUUCAUAUAAUUGAAGUGUUUGAGGGCGAUCAAAUCUUUUUUCAUCGCGCGAUCAGAGGACAGUUUUCUCUGUUUUUUUUCUGUGCAGGGAAAUUUUUUCAUUAUUUAUUUGGUUUUCACUGUGGGUGAGGGGAGAAUUGUAGACAGAGAAUGUUGCAAAGUUAUGGACGGUGGAUGAUGGCAGGGGUCCUUUCCGAUUUCCCAAAUUGGAUAAGAAUGAGCACUCUACUUUUCAUAAUACAGAAAUUACCAUUUCCACCAGUUGCUGACAAAAAUUUUGGGACUUGAUUUCCAUUGACAGCACAACAAUCUUGUUUUUGCUUAUUUGUUUGUGGGUCACCGUGUGUUCUUGUGGAGGAGAAGGGAUAGUAAUUUAAUGCCAGGCCCCGCUGUCAAGGCAUUAGAAGCAAACUGGAUGCAGUUUGCUUUCAGUUGAAGUUAUGAACUUUCAUGAAAUGGGCAGCAGCAGAAAGGCUUUGCAGUCUUCAUGGGUGAAGAGGCUGCGGCCCAGAGAGGUACAGGGGACAUGGGUUGUUAGCCCUAAGAGUCGUCCUGCUUCUGCUCCUGUUUUUCGCCAAGAGAAGGAAGAAAGUGAAGGGAAAGCAUCGUCUUCCACAUCCAGGUGUGUGAUCCAUCCCCUUGUGCUUCCCAAGGUUGAGAGUGUGUUUGACGAGCCAGUUAAGCGUAUGAGGGUUUCACCUUCUGCUUCUGUGGACAGCAAAGAUCUGGUUACAGAGACACAGGUGGUUGCUAGCUUUGGACCAUUCCAGGUCAGGGCAAGGUCCCUCGUACCGCUCAAGGAAAAGAAGCAACAGCAGCAGGCUGAGAUGGGUAGGACAGCAGCAUUAGCUCCUGCUGAACACUGGAAACAGUAUUUUCUAGGGAGAGAGAGAGAGCUGACUGUGGUUACUGAGCCGAACCCGUCUGCAACAGCAUGGAGCAGAAGAAUGAUCAAACCCUGCAGCGAAGACAGGCAAGAUAAUAGAGGUGGGUUAUUAGGUUCUGAAAUUGAUUCUACUUAUUCGCCUAGGAACAAGGAAAUAAUGAUUGAUCGGAGAAACAAGCAUGCCAAUCCUAAUCCCUUAUUUGGCUCCGAAUCGGAUCAACUCAGGUCUAAUAAACAGAUGUUGGAACAAUUUGAGUGGCAGAGUCCAGAAAAGAAUAAGUGGAACAAUCCGGGAUUUUGCAAAGAAAUUGUACCUUCAUCUGGAGAACAUGUCAUCACUGGUAAUCAGAAAAUGGAUAGAAUUGGGUAUGAAAGGCGGCCUGAAGCGCCGGCUUUUGCCACUGCAUUUCGCAGGAGCAAUGCCAAUGCCGUGAAUUGUUUUAGUGGCUUUGGACUGCAUGCAACAUCAAAUGAUUUGCCAUACCGCUUUCCUGUUUUGAAACAGACACUGGUCCCAGAGAAUUGCAGCAAUCACCGUUUUAUGGAUCAGCAGGCAACAUGGAAGCCUGAAGCAUUUCCAAGUGUAAAGGCCAAUUCUCUCGAGCCAGGAAGUUCCAGAAAAGAGCAUUGCCAGGGACCUCCACCGAUGCUUGAAUCUCACAAGUAUGGGAUUGGGCAAGGAAGUGGAAGGCUUAAUUGCAUGGAAAAUUAUCCCAUCCAUAGCUCAAAUUACCCACGCUCCGCACGCCAGAGAGAUGAAAUAAUAUUGCCCGACUCUUCUUCAACUGUAAGUUUGCCCAAUGAAUUGCAUCAUCGAAAAGAUGUACUUGAGCCUGAUGUUCAUCCAGGAUCAGGAACUUCAUUCAGAGAGAGUCAUGUUGCUUAUUAUAGGCCCAUACAAGAAAGGGACUACCUGGAGCCGGAAUCCAAUUCCUCACACCAUUCCAACUGCCCUGGUCUUGAUCAAGAAGAUAACUCUACGAGACUUGCAAAUAGAAAGACUAGAUUAUCAAAGGAAUUUAGUAAAGCUAACGAUGGAUGGUCAGAUAUCAAAGGCAAAGGCACAAACUUUGAAAACCCAUUGACAGAACAGAGGCAUGCCAUUGAAGGCAGUACAGGUAAUGUGGUACAUUACAAGUCUUGUGAUAGUGCUCUUAAUCGAAAUUUUCAGGUUGGUGAAGCUCUACUCCAUUUUCAAACUUGAAUAAUCUCUCACUAA